CAUUUGAACGCAGCACUUCGCUAACCAGCAGCAGCAGUCGUCUGCACCGAGCGCCGUUCAUUCAGCGAGCGCUCGCUCCGCGGAGAACAACGGGCUACCUCCGUCCGUCCCGGGGGAUGCUGCAAAAGCUCUCGGACAAAGGAAACAAACAAAAAACCCCAAGCUUCUAACAAAGAGCCAUAAAAUCAACAUUGGAAACUAGACGAGGGCAACUUUACAGUCCCUUAUUGUUAUUUACAUGUUUUUUUUUUUUAAUUGUAGGCUAUUUAUUGUCAACAAAUCAAAGAGACAAGACUAUAAAUUACUAAAUUAAAGAGGGUGAUGUUCUUGUGUUGUCAGUCAAGAUAACACUAUCAUUGUUCAGAGGCUUGUUGCAAGGACACAUUGAUCCUGGAGUGCUUCUUAAAAAGAAUUGUGGAACACAACAUGCACAUAACUAGAGGGGCUCGGUCCGACCCGGUCCCACUGGCAGGGCAGUCCCCGCUCCAGCAACCAGCCCUGCAGCAGCUCCACUGUGUCCUCAUGUGGGUCUAGUCACUGACCGACCAGUCAGCGCAGCCAGGGGCCGACCCAAGCUGAAAGUCCAGCGGCGCCAUGACCUCGUCGGACAAUGACGAGACGGGGAGCGACCUGUCUGAGUCCCUGGAGAUCCGCGAGCUCCAGGACCAGUACACGGAGCCAGAGAACAGCUUCAAAUCCAAGAGCUUACCCAUCCUGAAUGGCCCCUGUCCGCCGGAUCGCGAGGCUGCGGAGCCCCGGCUGCUCGACACAGCAUGCGCCUGUGUGGUCGUGGACGAGGGCUGCGAGCUCCAGCCGAAGACCCCAGACUCGAGCCAAGCGGAGUCCCCCUCCUCCAGGACAGACUUCUCCCCCUCCGCCUCCAGCAUGGUGGGGCUCAGCAACGCUCUGACUGCGGAGGGCCACAAGGCCGGUGGCCCUGGGGGCAAGAAACUUGGUUUCUCUCUCACCCGCCUUAUUCGCAUCCCAGCCAGGAAGUAUGUGCGGGUCAUCCUGAGGGACUCGCGCUGCUUCCUGUUCUGCAUGUGCUACCUGACGUUCAUCCAGUCGCUGAUGGUUUCGGGCUACCUGAGCAGCGUCAUCACCACCAUUGAGAAGCGCUACAGUCUCCGCAGCUCAGAGUCCGGCCUGCUGGUCAGCUGCUUCGACAUCGGCAGCCUGCUGGUGGUGGUCUUCAUCUCCUAUUUUGGCGGCAGGGGUCAGAGGCCACGCUGGCUGGCUGUGGGUGGUGUGAUCAUCGCUGUCGGGGCAGCAUUGUUCUCCCUGCCCCACUUCAUCUCGCCACCCUACCAGAUCCAGGAGGUGAACUUGUCGGCGGGCCACGAAGGCCUCUGUCAGAGCGGCAACAGCAGCGGGCGGGAGCUCGACGUCGCGUCAUGCCCCCGCGACCAGGAGGGCAACGAGCACAACCUGUACGUGGCUCUAUUCAUCUGUGCCCAGAUACUUGUCGGCAUGGGGUCGACGCCGAUCUACACCCUGGGGCCCACCUACCUGGACGACAAUGUGAAGAAAGAGAACGCGUCUCUCUACCUGGCCAUCAUGUACGUGAUGGGAGCCCUGGGACCUGCAGCUGGCUACCUGCUGGGCGGCGUCCUCAUCGGCUUCUACGUCGACCCCAAAACUGCGGUGAACAUCGACCAGAAUGACCCUCGCUUCAUUGGCAACUGGUGGAGCGGCUUUCUCUUGUGCUCCGUGGCCAUGCUGCUGGUCAUCUUCCCCAUGUUUGCCUUCCCCAAAAAGCUGCCGCCCCGCCACAAAAAGAGGAAGAAGAAAAAGAUGGGCUCAUCGGGUGAUGUGUCCAGCGAUGACGAGAUGAUGAAGGAAAAGUCCAGUGGCAAAGGCCAGAAAGUCACCUCCUCCAUGGGCUUCGGGAAGGACAUCAAAGACCUCCCCAAGGCAGCACUGAGGAUCCUCAGCAACAUGACCUUCCUGUUCGUCAGUCUGUCCUACACGGCCGAGUGCGCCAUUGUCACAGCCUUCAUCACCUUCAUCCCCAAAUUCAUUGAGUCACAGUUCGGCAUCCCCGCCUCCAACGCCAGUAUUUACACCGGUCUUAUAAUCGUACCCAGCGCCGGCGUGGGCAUCGUGCUUGGCGGCUACAUCAUCAAGAAGCUGAAGCUCGGCGCCAGAGAGUCGGCCAAGCUGGCCAUGAUCUGCAGCGGCGUGUCCCUGCUCUGCUUCUCCACGCUCUUCAUAGUCGGCUGCGAGAGCAUCAAUCUGGGAGGCAUCAACAUACCCUACACCACCGGCCCGACCCUGACGAUGGCCCACAGGAACCUGACGGGCAGCUGCAACGUCAACUGUGGCUGCAGGAUCCACGAGUACGCACCCGUCUGCGGCUCGGACGGCAUCACCUACUUCAACCCCUGUCUGGCUGGAUGCAGCGCCGUGGGCAACGACAGCACUGGGCAGAUCAGGAACUACACUGACUGCGGCUGCGUGCAGAGCCGGCAAGUCAUCACCCCGUCCUCCGGCGGCCAGGUCAACCAGCUGCAGCUGGUCAUCGUCAAGACCUACCUGAACGAGAACGGCCACGCCGUGUCGGGGAAGUGCGACCGCACGUGCAACACACUCAUCCCCUUCCUGGUCUUCCUCUUCAUCGUCACCCUCAUCACCGCCUGUGCCCAGCCCUCGGCCAUCAUCGUCACACUCAGGUCUGUCGAUGAGCAGGAGCGGCCUUUUGCUCUCGGGAUGCAGUUUGUCUUGCUGCGAACUCUUGCCUACAUCCCCACGCCCAUCUACUUCGGCGCCGUCAUUGACACCACCUGCAUGCUGUGGCAGCAGGACUGCGGCGUGCAUGGCUCUUGCUGGGAGUACGACGUGACCUCGUUCCGCUUCGUCUACUUCGGCCUGGCCGCCAGCCUCAAGUUCGUCGGCUUCAUCUUCAUCUUCCUCACCUGGUACUCGAUCAAGCACAAGGAGGAGCGCGCAGAGCGCUGGCUGCAGCGCCUGCCACCGCUGGGCACCGUCAGCGAGCUCAUCUGCCACGCCGGGGGCCAGAAGAGCCACGCCCGCACGCGCUCCUGCCCCGUGUUCAUCCCGCCGCGGCCCGACCCGCCAACCGCCCCGCUGCUCAACCGCGGCCACAGCAGCCUCAGUUGCCCCGGCAACGCCCUCAAAGCAAUAACCUCGCCAGUUAUCUUGCCACACCACCACAGAGGCUCCGCCCACGUCUGAGAGCACGCCAGGCCUACCUGUGGUGGGAACUCAUUGUGACACGUGCCUUCCUGUUUGUGUCCCCGCGCGCCGCACCACCAAUCAGACACGUGGGCGGGGCUGACAGGCGGAGACGUACAGUAAAGGGCUGCCGUUUGUCGUGUACGAUAACAGGAAACUGACGGAUGAGCAAAUCAUCGGCUGCAGCCACAAACAAGCAUCCGCACAGACGGUCACACCUCCACUUCAAGGAUCGGUCGAUGAUGUAGAGGCGUCACAUGGUGCUACUGUUCAAAGGCCGGGCAUUAGAACCUCCGUACAGACGAGUCGUAAUAAACACGGCGUCUAAAGCACAACAGACAAACCUGUACUAUGCAAGAUCCUAUGUACAGCUCCUCCCCUCUCAGUACUUACAGAUCCUCAGUAUUCUACACCCGUACCUCUUCAUUCUUCUCUGCCCACGUCGCAUAUCGUCCCACCGUGUCGUCAGCUCUUUCAGAUUUUUUCCUUACUGUCUGAACUGCGAACAUAUCGACCCCUCCCUCUCUCGUAUUUGAGCCAUUCCAGGUCGCUCUUAACAAGAACAAGUUCUAUCUUCAGAAAAGUUUUAAAAUCCUCCACCUCUUUUUUUCUUUUUAAUCUUCCUUUUUCCCCCCGUAACAGUGCCUCUCAGGCUGCCUCGGCCAGUACAGCAUACGGAGUUAGCCCCCAGGGUAAAUGCUAGCUACAGAAAAAGAUUGUUGCUGUCGCCCCUCAGUCGAGCAACAGUAAUGUGCUUUUGUCUCUUCCAGCGUUUGUGUUCGGGAUCAGUCGUCGACGAGGUGAAAGUUUCUCACCAUGGUGAGGUAACCAUGUAGCUUAAAGCCGACAAGCACCAAUGGUACGGUGUAUACUGACUUUUAUGAGGAGUCUUGUCAGUGAGCAAGAAAUCUAUAUGACAUCACAAUACUUAAUUAUUGCCAAAUGGCAAACAGGAGAAAGUAAGAAGAGCGGUAUCUCAUCUGUGAGCAUGUGCUGAAGCUACUGUGUCCUGAACAUGUGAACUUGCCCGAAACUGGAAAAUGUGGCACCACUGCUGGUUUCUUAACAAAUCUGACUCUGACGCAAAACGCAAUUUCUCCACGGUGAAAUGUUUGUAGCCAAUUUUAUUGCAAAAAUAGAUCGCGUCAUUUAGGCUUCUCUCCAAUCUAAUGGUCAUCAGAUGUACAUAGUAGUUAUCUAGUAGUGUAGGCUUUAAAAAAAAAAAAGAAGUGCAGGAAGCAUGUAAAAAAAAAAAAAGAGAGCCCCCUUUUACCAGCCAGGUUCAGUUACUGUGUGUUUGGGGCCCUCUAGUGGACGGAGAGGUGAUAGUGUGAAGGCCAGUGAAUGUGGCUGUUGGUCAGACCUCCUCCUCCUCGGUCACAAGGUUAAUUAAUUUCAAACUUAAUCACUGCAAUGAAUUCAGCACUCCAGUUCUCCAAAGAUGUACCUGAGCAAAACAUGACCAACACUUACUCUGCAGAUGAUAAACUAGACCAGACUAAAUUAAAUUAAAACAGAAUGUGGCACAGAUCAGUUUGCAUGAGCGUCAACUGCUGGUGUCGAACAUCCUUUGACCCGCGGCUCGUGUUGUAAAUCAUCUAAUGUAUUUGCUUUCCUGUCAACGGGAGAAGCACCGAUUGUAAAAUAAGAGGUGUCACUAUGGCACUCUUAAUUAAACAAUUAGAUAUAUCAAGUGCAUAAAUAAAAAUAUAUCAAAUCCGUGGCACAUUGUAUUUAAAAAAACAAUUUUAGGGAUAUUUUUUCUUCUGUGAGGGAGGAUAGAAGUCUAGUGAAGUUAAUGUAUUUUAUAUUGUAAUCAGUAUGAAUUAAUUUAAACUAUUAAAGUUUGCAAAUUAUUAAAAAAAAUUUUUUUUUAAAUUAAUGUUUUAGGGCUCAGUCUCAGUUUUCUGCCGGGGGGAAAGAUUAUAACGCGGUAACGGCAGGGGCUCAUUUUAGUGUUAACAUGACUUAGUACCUCAAAUUGCAUAUCCAUAAGUGAUCUUGUAAAUACUGACCGAGCUCACGCAUAGGUAGACGCAUAUUUAUGAACUAACCCAUGACAUUGUAGUUAAAAAUAGAAAAAAAGUAAACUUAAAGCUACAAAAAAAACUAAACAGUGGAUUGUCUGGCAGUGCCUGAACAGUAUUAUUCACAUGGAAAAGGUUGAGUUCAGAUUUUGCCAUGGGGGGGCGGUGUUGGGUUAUUGCAAUGUAUUUUUUUCUGUCAAGAGGACUGCACAAUACAGUUAAUGUAAAAGCUGAACUAGUGCUACACACAAUACCCUACUAUCUCUGUACUGACUCUCUAGCCUUCCCUCUGUGCUCCGUGUUCAUCACGCUCGCCUCGAAGAAACUCCCGAGAUCAUUGAUCUGCUAAUGGAAAAGACAAAUAGACAAACUUUUAUUCCAUUCACUGGCUGUUACGGAUGGAAAAAAAAGUUUGCCCUCUCUUUAAUUAUUAAUGAGUUCAUUAUCUUAGAAUUCCAUCAAGCGUUUUCAUGGAUUUUCUUUCUUUCUGAAUCAACAAAGAUAAUCAUCUUGGUAAUUAACGAAGAGCAAAAAUGUUCAUGAAAACAUCCUCGGAAUUAAUUCAGGAAAAGGCAAUAAAUUAUGAAUGAGUCAAAAAAUUGGGUUCUUGUACAUAAAACUCUCUCCGCACAAUGAGAGGCAGUUAACAAAACGGGGGAAGGCUCGAGAAUCAUCCAACAAUGUCAGACAGUCAAGGGGACGGUGUCUGACUUACUGUACUGUAAAAAAACCCUCUACUGCUUGGCCUUCAGUGUCCUGCCGUGGAGAAGCCUGGUUCACUACUACUGAUGCAGACAACUUCAGGUCGACUGACGUUUUGCUUUAACACGUUCUCCUUUUACGUCAGUGUUUGAAACUGAAGGUUGGAUUCUCCUGGACCGAACAGAAGCUGCUGCGCCCCGACAGGUCGAGCUCUUUGUGUUCCUCAGGUGCAGGAGUCCCAUUUGAUGUUAGUGAACACUUGGUUUACAAAUGCCUUGAAUACUUGAUAUUUGUCAUUAAUAAAAAAAAAAAACAACGUAAAAAAA
Molecule: messenger RNA, 6250 nt
Organism: Scophthalmus maximus (turbot)
Lineage: Eukaryota; Metazoa; Chordata; Actinopteri; Pleuronectiformes; Scophthalmidae
Product: solute carrier organic anion transporter family member 5A1
Exons: 10
Coding region: 595-3195 (866 amino acids)
Biological process (GO): sodium-independent organic anion transport; transmembrane transport
Cellular component (GO): membrane
Molecular function (GO): protein binding
Source: RefSeq, a predicted model, not a curated record